GCCCCGGCAGACUUUCUGCCACCCGGUCGCCUUUGCCAUUGUAGUGCCAUGGUGUCUUUAGACAGCAGGGAGCUUUGAAUGCUUUUGAAAAGCAAAUCCCCAGCUCACUUUGCAUUUUAAUGUUUUGGAUUUUUUUUUAAAGCAUCUGGUCGUCAGAGCUCAGAAUUCUUAGAACCGUUUUUCCUAAACGAAUCCUAAUCUUCCCUGGGACCGCAUCGGUUCACGAUUCAGAGGUCAUGUUUUCAAUAAGGAAGAAACCCUCCUCUGGUCGUGGAGAAGUCUCCGAUUUUUUUAAAUAACUGAGCACUUCUUCUUUUUUGCCUCAGCACUUGAAGCGAUUGAGUGAGGCAGCGCAAUAUAUUUAGAAAACGCAUUACAACUUUACCGUUUGUGAAACACCAACAUAAUUUGAGUUUUUCUUGACGCUAGACUGUCAACAUUAGGAAGGUUCUCGUGAAACAACCGGGGAUCAUGGAGCUGUUAAGUCCUCUGGCCAGAUUUUACGUCAUUUUUCUGCCUCCAGUUUUGUGGGUGUCUCUUGUCAAGUGCCAGUUCCUUACCCUCUUCUGGUUAUAAUUUAAUAGCUACAGAAUAUCCAUUGUGCUAGGACCUCUGCUGAGAAGUGCAUAAACCUUUCUCGCGGUCUAUUUUAGCAAAGUGCUUGUUGACUGACAUCUUGAAUUUUGGGCAAGGUGUCCCCUCCAAGAAUGAAACAUGACUGAAGACUCUCAGAGAAACUUUCGUUCAGUAUAUUAUGAGAAAAUGGGGUUUCGUGGAGUGGAGGAAAAGAAGUCACUGGAAAUCCUACUGAAAGAUGACCCUUUGGAUAUUGAGAAACUUUGUACUUUUAGCCAGCGGUUCCCUCUCCCAUCCAUGUACCGUGCGUUGGUAUGGAAGGUGCUCCUAGGGAUCCUGCCUCCCCACCACGAGUCCCACGCCCAGGUGAUGAUGUACCGCAAGGAUCAGUACUGUGAUGUCCUUCACGCCCUGAAAGUGAUCCGCUUCAUCAGUGAUGCCACCCCUCAGGUCGAAGUCUAUCUUCGCAUGUAUCAGCUGGAGUCUGGGAAGUUGCCUCGAAGUCCCUCCUUUCCACUGGAGCCAGAAGAUGAAGUGUUUCUUGCCAUUGCUAAAGCCAUGGAAGAAAUGGUGAAAGAUAGUGUUGACUGCUACUGGAUCAUCCGAUGCUUUGUGAACCAGUUAAAUAACAAGUACCGGGAUUCUUUGCCGCAGCUGCCAAAGGCUUUGGAACAAUACUUGAAUCUGGAAGACAGCAGACUGCUGAAUCAUCUGAAGUCCUGUUCUGCAGUGUCUAAGCUGCCCUAUGAUCUCUGGUUUAAGAGGUGCUUUGCGGGAUGCCUGCCUGAAUCCAGCUUGCAGAGGGUUUGGGAUAAAGUUGUAAGUGGAUCCUGUAAGAUCCUCGUUUUUGUAGCUGUGGAAAUUUUAUUAACCUUUAAACUAAAAGUAAUGGCAUUGAACAGUGCAGAGAAGAUAACAAAGUUCCUGGAAAAUAUUCCCCGGGACAGCUCGGAUGCCGUCGUGAGCAAGGCCAUCGACCUGUGGCACAAACACUGUGGGACCCCAGUGCAUUCGGCCUGACCCCUCCCGGUGGCUGUGGCCAGGCCCCCAGGCCGGCUUGAGCCCUCUGUACCUGUUACCUGCCCCACCGAUUGCAGUGGUCUUUGCUCUGGUGCUCAAAGUGCAAUGUUUUUUCAGUAAAAUAAUUUAAUUGAAAUACCUAGUGUUACUGUGUUGCGGAGCAUCUUUCAGUUACAAGAACAAAUGCAGAACUCCCUUGGGAAUGGCAGGGCUAAGAGUUGUGGGAAAAUGCUUCCAGUUUGCGGAGCAGCAGACCUGGCGGGUGGGUGCAUGAACCAGCAGUGCGGCACCAACCCCGCCUCUCUCAUUAGCACCAAGCUGGUUCCUUUUGAAGGUCUAUUUCUGGAAUAAAGAACGACUUCCUCUUGUUGAC
This is a messenger RNA of Chinchilla lanigera (long-tailed chinchilla), 1969 nucleotides long. RefSeq names its product TBC1 domain family, member 7 (gene Tbc1d7). Lineage: Eukaryota; Metazoa; Chordata; Mammalia; Rodentia; Chinchillidae. Bases 715 to 1596 code for a protein of 293 amino acids. Gene Ontology annotation, molecular function: GTPase activator activity. Gene Ontology annotation, biological process: negative regulation of TOR signaling; activation of GTPase activity. The record is from RefSeq and is a predicted model, not a curated record. The transcript has 9 exons.